This is a messenger RNA of Caenorhabditis auriculariae, 8583 nucleotides long. The record is from the annotation of a GenBank genome assembly. Lineage: Eukaryota; Metazoa; Nematoda; Chromadorea; Rhabditida; Rhabditidae.
AUGAUUCAGAAUCUGAGCAGUGCGCCGUCUCCAGUUGUGGGUUUCCAUCAUUUUUACUUUCUUCUCCGUCGCGACAGUUCCUUUUCUUUUUCUCCGAAAAUUUUUUGUUAACGGACUUAUUUGAUAUAUAUUUUGCUUCAUUUAUAUAUUUGAAUAUUUGAAUAUUUAUUUCACUCUAAUACAUAAAAUGAAAUGAGCUACAAAGAAAGAGGCAAAGUUUGAGCGAGAAUUGUGUGGGAGUAAAAUGAGCAUAGGUUUUAAUACGCCCUCACGAGCGAAUUCACCGGUAUAGGGAAUAGAACACGUAGAAGGGUUUUUGAUCACAGUAGACGUAAGGGAAUGUUUGAAAAGAGUUCUUCGUUGCUUAGCGAGUCGAGAAACUUUCUAAAACGGGUGGUAGACGUGUUAGGGUUGAAUUUAUAUGAAUUCCUGUAAAUAUGGUUCAACCGACCACGUUUAAGAUUAAUUCUCGUAAGUUAAAGUGAACAAAGAAAAGAAAAGAGAAGAGAGGGAGCUCAUCAUUUUUCCAAUGUCAUCCGUAACUGCACGAUGCGAAAAUCCAUCUCAAGAAAUAAUGCAUAAAUCGUAAAGUCUAUCGAAAUAAAUCGACAAACGAGCAGCAAAUAAUUUUGUUUAGCCCAUAUACACACCCAUUUUUCAAUCCCUAAUUUAAUUUUUUUAACUUAGUAAAAUUAGAACGCUUUUUUUCCGGUUUAUUAAUCUCGUCAAACAAUUUUUGGUAUUCUUUUUUUGAAAAUAUUUAUACGAAUCCUCCUUUGAACCUUUCUGGGUAUAAUCCGACGUUACCAACAUGUUUGAUUUUCAGCAUAAAAGUAUAAUCAUUCGAUCCGUCUCGUCGAGAUACGUACGAAUAUCAUAAAAUUAUUCGGCGCUGACUACUAAGAAAAAUUUUAAGAUGAACUUUAUUAGUUUUCAAUCAGGUAAGUAUUCUGAGGAAUAGAAGUUUUUGCUUUUUCUUUUAAUGAAUUACUUAAAAAAAUAGGCUUAGUUUUAAGGCUUCACACGGAGGCGGAGCGCGCAUAGCGCGAAGCCGACUGUGGCUCGCUUCGAAAAAACUGAGCCACAGCGAACAAUUCGUCAAAUAAAUGAAAAACUUGACAUAAAAAGCAUGAAGUUUCAAAACGUGGACACUAAAACACUAUCAGGUAGCUCUAAACGAUUUGCAAACUUGAUACGCGUAGCGAAAAAAUCUGUAAAAUGUAUUUCCCAAAAACAAAAGAAAGAAAAAAUAUUAAAGGAGCAUACUGUGCGUAAGCGCGGGCUUCGACGCGGUCGCUUAUUUUUACUGUGAUUUCUCAUCUUUUUUUGCAUUGUUUUUUUCGAAUAAUUUUUCAAAUUUUUUUCCUAUUUUUAAAAGAUUUUUUUCUUCUCAUGGCGUAGUAGCGAUAGUUGAAUUGAAUCAGCGUCGAAAAAUGCAGCGAAAUUUUUGAAAUUUUUUUUUGGUUGUUGCACACCAUAAAGUUAUUUCUUCUUACAAGCGCCGGUAAUUAUCACCCAUUAUAUGUGAACACUUCGCAAUAGGGCGCACUUGGUUUUACGCAUAUUUCGAGGAAAUCCAAAUUAUUUCUAUCUCACCUCGCUUUUUCUGAUGCCGUGUUCAAAGUAAUUUCCGCGAAAUUCAAAAUAGCCGUCAGAGAAAGAGAAAGAUAACUAAAUUUUGGAGGGUCAGAGACCAUUUUGCAUUUCGCGGAAAUUACUUUGAACACGGCAUGAGUUUUUCAUUUGUUUUUAUGAUUUAUAAUUAAAUUACAGGAGGGUACGUCCACUUCAUGAACUUUGAAAUAAAAAAAAUAUUCUGUGGCACGUGCUAAAGCUCGAAGAUGUCGUAGCAAACGAAUUUUUGCGGCACCUAGAUGAUCGAGAUCAAUUUUGCCACAAGUUUCGAGCAGAGAGAGUCUCAAAAUUACUCAAAAAACUGGUGUGUACUUUUACAGGGCUUACACUGAACUUUCACACAAAAUUUAGAGUAAACUGGAUAACAGUCAAAAAAAAAGCGAGAUCCCGUUUUAUAUGUUUAAAAUUAGGUAAACUGUUUGAAAAAAAUCGAACGAACAUUCUAUUGAACGUUAACAUUGACGACUAUAUUCUAUAUAUUUAAGUGAUUUUUUUUUUAAACUUGCGAUCAAAAAUUUUUUGGAACAUGUUCUAGUAUUUUGUGCCAAUAAAGAUAACUGCCGAGUCUUGCGCGAGAGAAAUUCGCUCUGACGGUACAUUUGACGAACUCGCAAUGUGCUCAGCCGACCUGGUCGAAUUCGAUGAUCACGGCAUAGAACAGAAGCAUAUUGAGGAAGUAUGGUCAGCACUGAGCACAUCAGCGAACGUCCAUCAAAGUACCAAAGUAAAACGAUGUUCUCGCACUCCUCUCGCUUUUAUCACGCAAUGAAAACUUCCAAAAUUCGAGACUCGCGCGGUGACAGAGCGAUUUUUGCGAGUUAGUCAAUAUACCGCCAGCAAUAUCGUUUUCAUUUCGGCAGUUAUUAAUAACGAUGACCAGGCUUGUGCGUCAGGCCGAGCGCCCGGACUUAGGGCCGCAUUUUUGACGAAAGGUUUGCGCAGGCUUCUGUUGUAAAAAAGCUUGAUAUUCGACUUGGAGAAAAUUUGAGCCCGUUCUUCUUUAUUUGAGACCUCCCUAAGGCCAAACCGUGCUUAGAAAAUGGCGAAGGGUCGAUAGUCUUACGGGCAGGUUCCCGUAUAACCAUGAUGGUGACUACACGGUCUCAUUGAAAAUUUUUUCGAUUUUGGGAAUUUUUUACGCGAACGGUAUCUCCUUUCCUUUCAUCCCAGUAGGUAUUCCGCACCCUGUUAUUUAAUUAUAAAUCAUAAAAACAAAUGAAAAACUCAGAAAAAGCGAGGUGAGAUAGAAAUAAUUUGGAAUUCCUCGAAAUAUGCGUAAAACCAAGUGCGCCCUAUUGCGAAGUGUUCACAUAUAAUGGGUGAUAAUUACCGGCGCUUUUCUUCUUACUAGCGCCAAAUAAUUUUAUGAUAUUCGUACGUAUCUCGACGAGACGGAUCGAAUGGUUAUACUUUUAUGCUGAAAAUCGAACAUGUUGGUAAGGUCGGAUUAUUCCCCUUUCUGUGUCAAGUGCCGUGUUUAAAGAUAUUCCGUCAAUUUGGUAAUAAAUGAGAGUAAAAAAUAUAACUUUUUUUUUUUGAAGAGAGAAAUAAUUUUGUGUUACGCGAAUUUGCUUGAAAAUGAAACUAUUUUUCACCGUUCAGUUUUUUUUUUUCAAUGAAAUGAUAUAUGAUUUUCAGCAAUAUAUUUUUGCACCAUGUAGAUGUAUUAAGUUGUGCCUGUCUCAAAUUGAAAAAAAUAAAAUUUUGGUUUUUGUCAAAAUAGAUGAGUUUGCGCAAAAAAAUUACUAAUAUGAGCAAUCGUUGCUACGACAACAGCGAACUUUUUCAUUUCUGCAUUUUUCUAAAUACCUACUCUGCUUUUUCAAUUUUAUUUUUCAAUAAAUUAGACAGGACAGUCGAUGCAUUUAAACUGCUUCCUGUCGUUAUAAUUUGUUUCGAUGAAGUUCAAAAUUAAAAUUUAAAAAAACCAGCUUAUCCCGUUUUUUUUUUGUCAAAAUGUGUUUUUCGCUGUCUCUUUCGCAGUUUUGGCAGAGCCGGAGGGCAAAAAAAAAAUCUGUUUUCACUAGCGCAACGCCCUAUGGACUUCAGACUCUUUGAAAUGCCUCAGGUCGCGAUACCUUUUCACGAAUCGCGUCUGUAUAUAGCUAAUAUGUUUGUAGUUUAAUGCGAUCGUUAUAAAUCCAUUUCCCUGAAAUUCGAGACGUGGCUAUUUUUGGCUUUAUAACUCUCAAUUUUAAAACUUGAGAUGGCUCGUACCCAGAGAAAAGUUCUCCACGUUGAGAAAGACGACUCCGAGCCGAAACCGCGAAAAGUUCAGGAAGUUUUCUCCCAGUCUUUCAAGUUAAGAGCAAUUUUUUGAAUUUUAGAAGAAAAAUAAACGUCCGUUGAAAAGAGAUUUGCCUCAAGUCAGUGAGAUCAAAGCCUUGGACGAGCAAAUCAAGAAAGAUGUCAUCAGUGAUCAAGAGCUGGAAAAAGUUCAAAGCCAAAAAAGUUGAAAAUAAAAGUCAGCUUCAGACGGCCAAUAAGCGCAACCAUAAGAAGACUUUUCCCAGAGAUAGUUCACAAUGCGCUAGCGAGCAAAUAAAGAAGGACGUUGAUUUGCUCGUGAAGAAGUCCGACAAGGAACGGAAAGUGAGUGUUUAAAAGAAACAUUUAAAAAUUUUUUUUGAAUUUUAGAAACGAAAAAAAAAGAGUUUGGCGAGUGAUGCAAAAGAAGUUGAAAAACUUAUUGAUGUUUCGAAACAAGAAGACCACGAUGUAUGAAAAAUGAACGAAAAAAAUUAUUACUUCAUGUUCAGAUGCCUAAAACGAAGCAGCAACAAUUGAAAAGAGCUAGGGCAAAAAGUCAGACGAUUUUAAGCGAAAAAUUGAAAUGCGUGCCAGCUGCCCAUAAGCAGGAGAAGAACGUUCGUUACUUCGUCUGAUAAAAAAAAGAAUACUGAACGAAUUCAGACUACUCAGAAGAUUAGCCCACAACAAAAAGAAGUCCCAAAAGCUGCUUUGAAAGGUUUAAAUGGCCAGGCGAAGAACAAUAAGACAAAUAUUAAAUCUAAAUCACAAACGGUUUGUUUCCAUGCAAAAAAUCUUAUUAAUUAAAUUUUUAAGGUUCCCAAAACGAAAUCUAAGAUCUUUUUAGAGUUAAAUAAAAGAUCGAAGAUCGAGGAAAAAAUUCGAAAUUAUCCAAAAGUUAUCGCACAGGAAUUGGAAGAAGAUGUUAAUGUUAGUUUGAAUUUGACUAUUCCAAAAAAUAUUGUAAAUUUUUUCAAGGUGAGUAACCGUAUCCUCGACAAAGUUGGCUCAUUCCGUCUUGUAACGAGAAGAAUCGACGCGGUGAGGGGAGUUCUGUUGAUCAUGACCCCGACGGCCAAAAAUCUCUGUUGUAGUUCAUUUGGCAGCAUAACUAAAGGUUGAAAAGGUGGAAACAAAAGCCUCAUUCGAAAAUUAUGUUCAGGAAUGCAUAUGAUUCUGUCAAGAAGUUCGGACAACGGCGUAGGUACUUCAGUUGUCGUCAUUGAAGUCGAUAAACUCAAGCUUUUGGUACGAAUUUAGAAUCUUUCAUUCUUUACUUGGAGAGAUAAUCUGCAUUUUAGUCGUUUUUUGGAGCUUUUCUGACUGAAAAAGAAUUUGGUUUUUUGAGGUCGUUCUGAAUAUCAAAGGGAUGAAAGCGCAGACGAAUCUCAUCGUCACACACGAGAACUAUUUCCUUCGCUGCGAUCCGGUCGACAAGCUGAUUGAUUAUUACAGUACUGAAGUUGUUUUGAAUGAAAAUGAACUCCUUCAAGUGUCGAAAAACCUUGAUCAGAGCGGAAUGAUCACAGAAAUCGAAGGUUUCAGAUGAAACUUCGAAAGCUGAGAAAUAAUGAGAUUUUUCAAGGGAAGAAGACGGCCGCUCCAGUGAAGGUAGACACGGUGGAAGACCUGUUGGAGAAGUUCAAUGCUAUUCGGAUUUCAGGUCAUUCUUUUUUUUCUUAAAUGAAAAAGUAACGAAAAAGUUUAUUUAGAAACUUUUUGGCUCUAGACAAUCUUUAAAAAAAACAUAAAGUCAGAGUUGGCUCUUUUUCAAAUACUUGAAACGUAUCUUUUGAAGUUAAAAGAAAACUGAGAGAUUAGUUGAGAAAGUUAAAAUAUCCUAAAAAGAAGAAAAAAGUUCUAUUUUUCAACUGGACUCACUAGGAAACGCUUUUUACCUUUUUUUACGGGGGUAAAACGUUUCCUGGUCAAGUUUCUGAAAAAAAUCAGUUUGAAAAAAUGUUUGCAUCUUCAGCUUAUAGUCAAAAGUUCAACUUGGAAAUUAACUAUUUCGAGUUUCAGACGCUGAUCCAAGAAUCCCUGAGAUUGUUGGGUCCGGUUUGAACGGGAAACAGCUCAAAGCCGUGGAAAUGGCGAUGAAUCCGAAGAGAAGAUUCACGUGUAUCCAGGCACUAAAAUUAUUCAUCUCUUCCCAUUAUCAAAGUUUUCAGGGACCACCAGGAACUGGAAAGACCCGAACUUUGGCCGAGUUGAUCUCAGUGCUUUACAGGCGGAAAGAAAAGGUUUGAGAACAACAAAAUAUAUUUAAAAGGUCAUUUUCAGGUUCUCGUUUGCGCGCCAUCAAACGUAGCCGUUGAUAAUAUCUUUCAAGCCACGAAAAAAAGAUUCGAUGAGCUGGGAAUCGGAUACAACAAAUCGGUUCUAGGUAAAAAAAAAAUGAGAAAAAAAAAAUUAUAUAUUACAAUAGAACUUCUGAAACCUUUCAAAUCGGUCUAGCUUUUUUUUUCAAGAUUCUUCAAACAUCUUCUCGAUCUUUCUUGGCUCUGAAAAUAGCUUCAAUAUUUUUCUAGCAUCCUCAAAUUUGAGAAUUUUCCUUUGACAGAACAAGACGAUUCUAUUCUUUCAGACAUUGGAAAUGCGGACUCAUUGGAAGAGGAAAUCAAGAAACAUCCCGAAUUCAGAUAUGUUUUGGAUAUGGUAAUCACAAUUUAUUUUUUUCUCGUGAAAUAUAACUUUACCCCUCAGAGAGCCCAGCAAAGAUGCCUUCCUUCGCGGGAAAGAAGAAGUUACGAUACCCUGGAGAAGAAUUGUCGCGCCAUUUAUAAUAAAUUGCAAACGGUUAGGUUUUUCAAGAGAAAAAAAAACGUCAAAAUUGAAGCGUUUAAUCAAAGUUUUGUUGGGAAAAAAUUCAUUCUUAUCUUAGUUUUCUGGAGUUUUGUUUUUUUCUAAAACUUAAAAAAAUUUUUUUUGCGAACUUUCACAGCUACAGCAAAUUGAUAGAAUAAUUUUUUGAACGAAUUUAUUUUUUUCAUGCACUUCACACAUAACUUUGUACUAAUCGGUUUUGUUUUUUUCAAAUUUCUAUCAUUUAAGCUAUUUUUUUUCAACUAACACCUUUUUUCCAGAGAUUUGCCAGUGAAAUCAAGGUCUUUUUCUCAACACUCGGCUCCAGUUUGAUUAAGAAGCUCAUCGAGCUCAGUCAGUUCAGUCCGGAGUUGAUCAUUAUUGGUUCGAUGUUCCGAAUUAGGAAAAUGUGAAGCUCGAAAGUACUUUAGAUGAAGCUUCGCAAACGACUGAAGCCUCGGUUUGGCCUGUCUUGCAUUUUGGUAAACGUUGUGUACUGGCCGGUGAUCAUAAGCAACUUCCAGCGGUUAUUCGAACCGAAAUGUGAGAGAAUUUUAUAUUGCAGACUGUUUAAAAGUUUAAUUUUGAUUUCUUGAGAGUUUUUUGGAUAUUUUCUACGAGUAGAGAAUCUUGUUUUUUUUUUCCCUGUAAAAAGGUCAACUCGAAGUUUUAGUGGAAUUCGGACUCGGUAGAUUGUGUCAUUUUUUCUUUUUCAGUGUCACUUUUCACGUCUUUUCUGUCUUAAUUCUGCCUUUUUUUCUCGUUUCGAACUUUCCAGUUUGAUAUCAACUUCUUCACUGCUGAAAAAAAAACUUGAAAUUUAUGCGUCUCCUUAAUUUUUUUGGAAUCGUAUAAUUUAAACUUUAAACUAUGAUUUUCAAGUGCCGAAAAAGAGCAGUUCAACAUUUCGUUGAUGGAAAGGCUGCUGAAGGAAGGCGUCAGCGAUCAUCACAUUCUUUUGGAAGUUCAGCACCGGAUGAACGCCUCGAUCAUGCUCUGGUCGUCGCAGAUCUUCUACCAAUCUCAACUCGUCGCUCACGAAUCUGUCAGAGGCCGCAGCUUGAAGUCCGUCUUGGUCAAAAGAUGAAAAAAAAAUUAUGAAAAUUCCAGAAGUAUUCUGAAGUCUGAGCACCAUACCAACAAGCUUUUCCACCCGAUAAUUCUCCUUGAUACGGAGCUCUCCGAAGCGCGGUCAUAUAGAGAGAACUUUGGCGAUUCUUCAAGCUUCAAUAGAGGCAUUUGCAAAAAAAAAAUUGAAAAAAUUCGGAUUAUUUUCCAGGCGAAAUUGUUCUUGUCAAAAAGUAUGUACAAAAAUUGAUGGUUGCGGGUGUUGAGAAUGAGAAAAUUGCCAUCAUUACCCCUUAUAAUGGCCAGGUAAGCUUGAAAAGCGGUUUUUUUUAACAGAUAUGUCGAGAAAAUUGAAAAGAUGGCUUUUUUUUUGAGUUUUUUGUUGAUUAUGUUCUCUCAGUCCCAUCAUGUACGUUCAAGUUCAGAAACGCGAGCUGGCCAUCGCACUGAAAAGAGCGAAUAUUGAGAUUGGCGUUUUCACCGUGGACGAGUUCCAAGGUCAAGAACGAGAAGUUGUUGUCUUCUCAUUCGUCAAGAACAACCGUAUCAAAAAAAAAAUGUUAUUGUCUAUUUUGAUGUUUUCCAGCCAAAUCAAUCGGAUUUCUGAAAGAAACGCGUCGUGGGAAUGUUGCCGUUACCCGCGCAAAGCUUCAAUUCGCUUUGGUUGCCUCUUCUCGGAUGCUUUUGAAGCACAAGCAUUUCAAAGCCCUCUAUAAGUUCGUUUUUUGUAAAAAAUGUUUCAAAAUAGUCGAUCAUUGAAAGUUAUUUUGCAGCACGAUCAAAAAUCAGGACGGAGUUUUGAAUCCGGACGACCACUUGAAAUGA